Pochonia chlamydosporia 170 is the source of this 1272-nucleotide messenger RNA. RefSeq lists its product as hypothetical. Bases 1 to 1272 code for a protein of 423 amino acids. The record is from RefSeq and is a predicted model, not a curated record. The transcript has a single exon. Lineage: Eukaryota; Fungi; Ascomycota; Sordariomycetes; Hypocreales; Clavicipitaceae.
AUGGCACCAUUUCCCAAUAUUCCGGAUCCAUUUGACGAUGAUUCAUCUGGUGAUGAAAAACCACAGCAAGCUGAUGAUGAAGCUACCGUCUCUCAGUCUAUUCAUACGGCGCCGAGAGCCUCAAGCAUUGCCGAAAGAAACAAUUUGGGCAACAGACAGCGGGUUGACUUGAUCAGAAGCUCGACGAGACGUCCCCCUGCAUCCCUUUUGCAUCGAUUUCCCACAGAAAUAAGGCUAGCAAUAUAUAAACAUCUCCUUGUGACUAAGAAGGAAAUACAGGUUCAUUCCGGCUGGGAGCAGGUCUAUAGACGACAACAGCUAAGUAUUCCGACGAGUAUCUUGCGUACCUGCCGCGGCAUUUACAACGAAGCUAUUGGCGUUUUAUAUGGAAGAAAUAAGUUUUUGUACAAAUUGCGAGACCAUGUUCCCCGAGUCACUGACGUCGACCAAGUGGCGCAAAUUGACGACUAUGACACGGCUUUACCAAGCAAUACCUUCAUUCAGGGAGAUAGUGAGGACUAUGAUGAAGAGGAUGAAGAAGACGGCGACUCGGACUGGGAAGAGGAGACAAGUGUCUCAAGUAGACACCAGCCACGAAGCACUAGGCGUCGAACCGCGCGACGGGCUGUGGCAGAGCCAGAUAUCAACGUCAAAAAGCACCUGCAUCUCUUUCGGCGCAUCACCAUAGAAGCUGAGCAGAAUCGGUACCUAAAAGCUACAAAAUUACUCAUGGCAAGUGCCAUUGCAACGUUUGAGUACAAACACAAACAAGGCACACCAGAUCAUGCUUUAUCAGCCCACCUCCAGAUGUUGACCGUCCGGAUGCAUCCAAGAUGGGAGCCCACCGAGGACACAAAUAACGAAGCAGGCGGCGAAUAUACAUUCGUCGAUUUCUUCCAUAAACAGUCACCAGUAAUAAGGGCAAUCCGAGGUCUAGACUUCCAGUUUCUACGCGUGGAACUGAUGGGCUGUCGCAGAGGCGACGAAGAGGUCAAAGGCCGGACCUUCCAGAUGGACUUUAGAUGUUCACGGCCCAACAAUGGUAAGAAUGGAAAUAUGGCGUCUGUUUGGGCCAAUGACGUGGUGAUGCAGAUCGGACGACGCUGCAGGGCAGCCAAAGCGGCAAAUGCACUGGAUUCGUUGGAUGAGCGUUUUGCCGAGACGUGCAAAGAGUAUUUGAAGAAAGCGGACUGGAGUUGGGAUGGGGUUUACCACGAUGAUGGGGAGAGUGAGGAUGACUUGAAUCUUGACGACGUCGAUAUAUCAUUUUGA